UAGAUUGGAUAAAAGUGUUGACUGGGUACCACUGUCGUAAAAAAAGUUACUCCCAAAUUCUUGGGAUAUCUUUUGUUACUGAAACCUCGACAAUUCCAAAAAUAUUUUUGAUUACAACGGACCAUAACUGUUAGUGAGUCAACAAAGCGUCUGAUGUCAGGCAUGUAACUCAACGAUCUCAGGACAAAUCACAAAUCUUCCAACGUUGCUUCUCUCCGUGUCUUGGUCAUUCUCCACGUCACCAUGGGUCUUACCUCCUCUUUCAAGGAAUCUCCUCUCAUCCAGAUGUUUUUUUCUGUGACAUUCAUCGUCAGUGGUAUCAUAGUCAUUCUGAUGCAGCUGCUAGCGUUGGUGCUUAUCCGUCCGUUCAGUAAGCGUCUGUAUCAGAUAACAGUCUGUAAUCUGGUCUACCUCCACUGGGGUCAGUUGAUUUGGUUGUGUGACCGAUGGUCAGGAUCAGAGGUCCGGGUGUUUGCUGACGAUGAAUUCGUGAAUAUCUGCGGCAAGGAACAUUGCAUCAUUCUAUGCAAUCACAGGGAGGAUGUGGAUUGGCUGGCUGUCUGGGUUCUGGCUGACAGGUUCGGCAUCUUGAAACAAGCGAAAUGCUUGAUGAAGAAUGAGUUGCAGUACGUCCCGUUAGUCGGUUGGUCCUUCGCCAUGCUGGAGAUGAUCUUUGUCAAGAGAGACUUUGCAAAAGACAAGAAGACGAUGAUUGACGGCUUUCGCAGUUACCUGACCUAUCCACUCAAGUGCAUGAUUUUGUUAUACUGUGAAGGAACCCGUUACACUCAGGAGAAAUACGCCAAGGGUUUGGCCUUCGCUAAGGAGAAAGGACUGAAAGAACUCAAGCAUCAUCUCAUGCCUAGAACAAAGGGAUUCGUGGUUGCCAUGGAAGCAUUCGACGGACAAAUACCUGCAAUAUACGACACAACUUUCGGAGUUAGCCAGUCCGACUCAGAACCAACAUUGCUUAACCUGCUCAGAGGAAAGAAAUUUAUCUUCAAUUUCCACGCAGUGCGGAUACCCAUUGCCGAUGUGCCAAAGACUGAAGACGGCCAAGUGAAGUUUAUUCAUGAAAUCUAUGAGAAAAAGGAUGUUUUGUACGGACAUUUUCUGGAAAACGACACCUUCACUGGUUUCGACCACCGUACCAUGCGUGUCAUGCCUAGGCGUUGGGCACCAGUGAUUAUUGAGACAUUCUGGUUGUCUGUUCUGGGUUUGCCCACCUUGUAUCAGCUGUUUCUGGUCUUGACGACAGGAUCAGCAGUUGCUACGGCAACAGCCCUCGGCAUUAUUGUGGCUUUGUACUUCUUAAUCAAGAAAAUGAUAGGAGAAACUGUGACAGCAAAGGGAUCGGAGUACGGUGGCAACAAACACAGAAACAAUGUCAGAAACGGAAACAGUAAUACUGCCGCAGAUGUGAAGAAUGACUGAUUGAUGAGAUCUAAUAGCUGAGAAAUCUAAACCAGGUAACCAUAGCGUUCCAUCUUGUACAGCUGUAGUAUAUUUCUGGGGAGCAAUGUAGAUAACAAUUUCCAUGUUUCUGUGAUGACCACAAUGUGCAGAUCUGUGACUAGCACAUCAAUUACAUUUGACUACAAAAACAUUGAAGAUGACAUUGAGCAAUGCAAAGUCCACACUUUAUAGAAAAGACUUGGUUGACUUUCUUAUAUUUGUCACUAAGUUGUUUUUUAUUGUUCAAUCUUCUUAAAGUCAUUCCAAUGUAUAACUGUCCUUUCGUUUGAUUUUUAUUAUAGUUAAUUUAUACCAAUUGACUUAAUGGGGAAAAUGACAAAAAGAUACCACAAGAGGGGGCUGUGCUGAAUGGGGCUCUAGGUUUCCUCCGUAUGAAAGAACAGCCAAUCUACCACUUGGUGGAGCCUCAACUUGAAAUGGCUACUGAUUAUUACGAUGCUGAUGAGUACAUUCCAAAGAGAACAUAAGUUUUAUGCAUUUUGCGAGUCAUCUUGCAUUUAACAGUAUGAAGUCAAAAAUUCCUUCGUGGAGGGUCCAACUGUGUUCCCAGGUCCAAAUCAAGCAAAUUUAUAUCUGUAACAAAAUGGGGUGUUAGCACUAGUGAAGUAAUAAAUGAAAGUAUAAAUUUUAGUACUGCUCACCAGUUAUUUUUUUGCCAAGUUUUCGGACAUCUUGUUCUACACCCUGAAGAAAGACAAGAUGUCCGAAAAUUGGGCAAAGCAAUAACUGGUGAGCACUACUUAAAUUGAUAUUGAUAUCUCAGCCUUUAUGUGUUUGCUGUCCCUUAGUUGUUUGUAUGUAGAGUUGUUUUACGAUAGUUUUGAGGUUUUGUUUUUCAUUAUUUUCAAUGCUCAGGCUUUUUCUUGUUGAGUUUUUUAGCUUUAGUAACAAUUUCUCAUUUUUUAUGUGCCUUAUAUUGCUGACAUUGCAGAACAAUGCAGAUGUAGAAUGAUUAUAAAUUCUACACUUAAGAGUCAAUUUGUUUUGCAAAUGUGCUAGGAUAAAGAGCGUGAAAUUAUAUGAGCUUAUCGGGCCUUCUUCUUUUUAGGAUUUCCCCAUUGCAGAAAUGUUCUACCUAUAAAUGUAACAAUAAAAAUGCUUCAUAUUGAAGGUCAUGAUGUUAAUUUAUGUCACUCAUGAUGAUCAAAUUGCAGCUGAUGUAUACAUGUAAUUUUGAAUAAUUUUACCAAAUGUUAUCGCCAUAUGAUGCUUAUAAAUCAUUAACUUAUAUAUUCUGUGAGGUAUAUUUAACAAAAUGUACAAGUAUAUGCCAUUGUACCUAUGUGAAUAUUAUGCAAAUCAGUUCUAUUAACAUUAUGAGUAUUCAUAUGCUGCUAAUUUGCAUAACUAAAUUUAUAAUUAUUAAUUUUGGGGACCAUCAGGCCAAGGGAUAUAUGUAUCUGAGUAUGCAUAUAUUCAUGUAUUGUUGAACAUACAUGAAGAAUUUAAAGCUACUUUUUCCUCGCAAAUUGAAAGGUUUUUAAUAGAUCCUAUGCAUUACAUAACAUGUAGAUUUACGAUGCUAACAAUGAGUGUACUGAUGCCGAUCGCAGACACUUGAUGAAAGUCACUGAUUGUCUGUGAUGCUGUUUGUGGUAUGGUAGUGUCAGUACCUGCGCCUAGAGUAGCUCCUCCUUGUUAUGUACUUGAUGCAAAGCUUAAGACAAGCAUCACAGACGCUUAAGAAAUGUAGUCUUUCAAUAAGACAGUAUCAGAGCUUUUUUUUCAUUUGUACGUGAAGAACGUACUCCUUUUCUCAAGAAUUUGUAAUUUUUUUUUUUAUAAUUUGUAGAUUUGUUACUGAUUAAGACCUGGCCCAUCAAUAAUGAAAUAAAUGUUGAUAUCAAAAUGUUGCACUUAGAGAGAGAA
This is a messenger RNA of Patiria miniata (bat star), 3345 nucleotides long. RefSeq names its product 1-acyl-sn-glycerol-3-phosphate acyltransferase gamma-like. Gene Ontology annotation, molecular function: 1-acylglycerol-3-phosphate O-acyltransferase activity. Gene Ontology annotation, cellular component: endomembrane system. NCBI's taxonomy places the organism in Eukaryota, Metazoa, Echinodermata, Asteroidea, Valvatida, Asterinidae. The coding region runs from base 244 to 1434 and encodes 396 amino acids. The transcript has 9 exons. The record is from RefSeq and is a predicted model, not a curated record.